Molecule: messenger RNA, 2660 nt
Organism: Varanus komodoensis (Komodo dragon)
Lineage: Eukaryota; Metazoa; Chordata; Lepidosauria; Squamata; Varanidae
Gene: TMEM178A
Product: transmembrane protein 178A
Exons: 6
Coding region: 609-956 (115 amino acids)
Biological process (GO): negative regulation of osteoclast differentiation; regulation of cytosolic calcium ion concentration
Cellular component (GO): endoplasmic reticulum membrane
Source: RefSeq, a predicted model, not a curated record
UGGGGCUGGGGCUGCUGCAGUCCCGCUGCGGCCGGCCGCUCUUCGCCAGCUACGCCGGCCUCUGGAGGAAAUGCUACUUCCUGGGGGUCGACGGGGACCUCGACAGCCUGGUGGAGAGAGCGCACGGUGGCCCGAGGACUUCGCAUUCACACCGAACUCUCUUUCGGCUUUAAAUCGGAGCCAUCCCUGCAGUCUCUCCUCCCCGCUCGACUCGCCUUGCAACCCUUCCUGAAGCCUCCUUGCGGCGUCAACAGAACGGUUUCCCACCUCAGGUCACAACCUCUGUGGGAAUAAGUAGCCUAAUCAUGAGGCUAAUAAGGAGGCACUAGCAUCGUCGUCUACUUCUCUACUUCCAAGUGUGACAUUUUUGCUUGCAAUGAUUCCUUGGGAAAUGAGAUCCCUAGGACAGUGAGAUCCCAUUACAUUGGGAAGUGGACCAAAGCAUUGCAGGGGGUCAAGCAGGUAUUGCUCAGAGAUGCACUGCAGUCAAGUACCACUUUGCUCCACCUUUACGCUUACGGAACAUCCCGUUCAAUUUAACCAAGACCAUUCAGCAGGAUGAAUGGCACCUGCUACAUCUAAGAAGAAUCACAGCAGGGUUUCUUGGGAUGGCAGCAGCCGUUCUUCUCUGCGGGUGCAUCGUAACUACCGUCAGUUUCUUUUGGGAGGAAAGCCUCACACAGUAUGUUGCUGGCCUCCUUUUCCUUAUGUCAGGCAUCUUUUGCACUAUUUCUCUCUGCACUUAUGCAGCAAGUGUCUCCUAUGACCUAAACCGCUUGCCCAAAUUCCUCUAUGGUCUUCCGGAUGACGUUGAACAUGGAUACAGCUGGUCUAUAUUCUGUGCUUGGUGCAGUUUGGGCCUCACUGUGGCAGCAGGAUGUCUUUGCACCACUUAUCCAUUCAUUAGCAGGACAAAGAUUAGCCACCUAAAGUCUACCAGAGACUCUUCUGUAUGACUGCUUAUCGGGGAUAAUCUCCCCUUGUGAAGUAACAGGUGAUCUGAAGAAUAGUCUUCAAGGAUUUAUAAGGGAGCUAAAUUCAGAACCCAAGCACAAAAACCCCUGAUCCCUUAAAUGCCAAUCAUUGUGUCUUACUAGCCAGGAAAUACAGAGUUCUUCUCUACCUGCAGGGUGACUGAAAUAAAACAUCCAGGCUGCAAAAGUCUAGAACUGACUGCUUCAGUUCAGCACAAUAUAGAAGCACAUGUCAUGAAUUAAGCAGGGCUCAUCCCACUUGGAUAGGAAAACUGUGUUGACAAUUUAGGGCUGUUUUUAUUUAGUAGAGGUUGGUACAUAAGGUGAUAACAAAAACCACAACUGCCAAAAAAUCCCACCCCAUGUGGUAAGUAUAUUUCCUUAUUAUCCUUGAUCCAUGUUAAUUACACUUAAGUUUAAACUUUUUAUUUAAGUGAAAUAUGUCUUCACUUCUUUAUUAAGUAUCUCCAGUGGCUACCUGAAUGGUAUUAUGUAUAAAAUUCUUUGAAGAGUAAUGUUAGAAGGGAAUGGGCAAGUUGUCUUAGAAACAAUGUAGGAAAAGGUAUUGGAAGGGGAUAAGCUCCAGGACGGGAUGGUUCCUUUCAGUGAACCAUACAGAAUGGGAACCAUGUGGAAAAAGUUAUGACUGAUUUGACUAUUCUGAGAUAGCAGUGUUCCUGCUUGUAAUGUAUCUCCUUGAAAUACCUCUUUGUAUUUCAUAUGAAACUAAAUACCAUGUAUAAAUGAGAUUCUCUGAAACAGAUUAUAUCACAUUUGUUAGUAUUAUUGGAAGUAACUUCUAUUGUAUAAACUCAGCCUCUUUGUCUAAAACUGGUUUAGUGGCAGAACAUCUCCCUUUGUGUUUGUAAAAUUUCUGAGGUGACUUGAAUAUGGGGUCCACUUGAACAGCAGUGGAAAUUUAAAACAAAAAUACAGUCAUGAGUUAAAAAUGCCCUUGUCUCCAUUUAGAUGACUGUGUGGAGUUCAGUCUUUCUGGAAAGCAUUGUAAGCUGCCUAUAUGGAAGUGGAACAUACAGAGCAGCCUUGUGCACAAAGCUCAUGCCUGUUUACCUGUCAAAUCAGUGGAGUCCUAAUACCAGACAAUGUCACAUCAGAUAUAGACAUGUUCAUUGAAUUCGUUCCCGAUAAUUUCUAGUACUGUGAGGCUGAGGGCACACCCUCACUUUCUUGGCAAUUGUUACUGGUAUAUGAAUUCUCAGAAGAACAGGCACAACUUUAUGCCGCUGGUAGUUAUUUAUUCUGUAGAGCCAUCUUCUCUACUCAGAUACGGAGUUGAAGCCAAUGAAGUUCCUUAGCUGCCGGCUGGCUUGUUAUUAGCACCAAAAUUUGCCUGCAUAAAUGGCAUGAUGGAAUAUUGGGCUUGGUGCAAAUGUCGUUUGGGUUAACGUUGUGUCAUUGCAUCACCAAUGUUCUUGGAUGUCAGAAAACAGAUGAUAUUAGCAUCUGGGGAACUUCUGAGAAUAUAGGAGGGUGUAUUGUGGCAAUAUCUUAUAAGUACCACCUUGCAAAAAGGGCACACUGCUUAAAACACUUCAUAAUCUUCUACAAACUGUGAAUUAUGUAAACUGCCUAGAGAACUUCAACUGUGACGUGAUAUAGAAAUGAAAUAAUAAAACAUUACUAUAGUAAAAGUACAGUAAUAAAACAUCAUGCUUUUUAAACUCA